AGGCACUGGGGGCCUCCGUGGACCCGCUAUUGGAGUGAAAUGGCCUGGAUGAAAUUGGGUGGACAGGGUGCUGCCUCAGCAGGCUGGGAUGUGCUGGGCUGUCAGAAAGUGCUCAUAAAUAGCAUGCCCCUUGCGAAAGCAGGCGAGUCUGCAGACGGCCGUGGAUCCUCUGUUCUUCCCGAGGCUACAGCAACAGCCAGAGGUAUUCCUGGGGAGAUGGCGGAACAGCAUGGAGCACCUGAGCAGGCUGCAGCUGGCAAGAGCCAUGGAGGCCUUGGGGGCAGCUACAAGGUGAUCGUGUACGAACUAGAGAACUUCCAAGGCAAACGCUGCGAGCUUUCGGCUGAGUGCCCCAGCCUGACCGACAGCCUGCUGGAGAAGGUGGGCUCCAUCCAAGUGGAGUCCGGGCCGUGGCUGGGAUUUGAGUCUAGGGCCUUCCGCGGGGAGCAGUUUGUUCUGGAGAAGGGGGAUUAUCCUCGCUGGGAUGCCUGGUCCAACAGCCGUAAUAGUGACAGCCUCCUGUCCCUCCGGCCUCUGAACAUUGAUAGCCCAGAUCACAAGCUUCAUCUGUUUGAGAACCCAGCUUUCAGUGGCCGCAAGAUGGAGAUAGUGGAUGAUGACGUGCCCAGCCUUUGGGCUCAUGGCUUCCAGGACCGUGUGGCGAGUGUCUGCGCCAUCAAUGGGACGUGGGUUGGCUAUGAGUUUCCCGGCUACCGUGGGCGCCAGUACGUGUUUGAGCGGGGCGAGUACCGCCACUGGAAUGAGUGGAACGCCAGCCAGCCGCAGCUGCAGUCUGUGCGCCGCAUCCGCGACCAGAAGUGGCACAAGCGGGGCUGCUUCCUCAGCAGCUGAAAGGCACCCAGACCUCAAAGACCCAGACCCACGCUGCGGGGGCUGCAAGGGCAAGAAGAGGAGGCUCCAGGGCUGGGGCGAGGGCCGACCUGUCCACCCUUCCCUGGAAUCUCCUCAAUAAAGCCUGGGGUUGGUCCCCCGCCUGCCA
Messenger RNA from Cercocebus atys (sooty mangabey), 1000 nucleotides. It is a transcript of the gene CRYBB3, whose product is annotated as crystallin, beta B3. Lineage: Eukaryota; Metazoa; Chordata; Mammalia; Primates; Cercopithecidae. Gene Ontology annotation, biological process: visual perception; lens development in camera-type eye. The record is from RefSeq and is a predicted model, not a curated record. Gene Ontology annotation, molecular function: structural constituent of eye lens. Bases 40 to 852 code for a protein of 270 amino acids. The transcript is spliced from 6 exons.